AUGAGUCUCGCAGCCUCGAGCAUCAUCCUCUUCGUACUUGCCGUCUUUCUUCCACCGGCAGCGGUCUUGAUUGCGGAUGGGUGCGGUGCGCAUUUCUGUUUGAACAUACUUCUCACUCUCUUGGGCUGGCUGCCCGGCCUGCUUCACGCGUGGUAUGUGGUUGCAAGGCAAGACAGGAGGGAGAGGAUGCGGAGAUACGAAAGUCAUUAUGGCGGUAAUACGCCGUUGAGGACUUACACCUGA
Diaporthe batatas is the source of this 243-nucleotide messenger RNA. RefSeq lists its product as uncharacterized. The transcript is spliced from 3 exons. Lineage: Eukaryota; Fungi; Ascomycota; Sordariomycetes; Diaporthales; Diaporthaceae. The coding region runs from base 1 to 243 and encodes 80 amino acids. The record is from RefSeq and is a predicted model, not a curated record. Gene Ontology annotation, cellular component: membrane.